Molecule: messenger RNA, 4838 nt
Organism: Bufo bufo (common toad)
Lineage: Eukaryota; Metazoa; Chordata; Amphibia; Anura; Bufonidae
Gene: MYOM1
Product: myomesin 1
Molecular function (GO): protein binding
Source: RefSeq, a predicted model, not a curated record
CCACUGACACCAGGCAUCAUUUUUGCCCUGGACUCCAAUGUCCAGUUCCUAGGACUGGUCUCUUCCAUCUCAUUGUUGGAUUCUGGAUUUUCCCCUUUUUCUUCAUAGAUUUCCUAGACAUUCUGAGAGUACUUCCUGCCCUGAGUAUAAAGGGUGAACACAGGUGGCAGGAUGUCUUUGCCCUUCUACCAAAAGCGGCAUCAGCAUUAUGACCGUGGUUAUCGCAGCACAGAAAUGCAGUCUACCUUAAGCCAGUACCAGCGUGAAGAGAAGCGCCACUCUGCCGCACACCUUGGAAAAUCAUCUCAUAAAGCAAUAGAGGAUACAUCAUAUAAGAUGAGUCCUAGGUCAAAACGAUCAAAGAUUUUAGCCACUGUUGCAGAUAAAGAAAAUGAAGAUCUCGGCUACGUGGUUCCUAUCUUCAGAGGACGUCAUGAAUAUGUCAGUGGGAUCACUGAUACAGAGGAAGAAAGAAUCAAGAUGUCAGCAGGAUAUAUUGCUCGACGGAAUCUACUUUCAAGUGGAGAAGGCAUUAGUGUGUCCAGAAGCGCCUCUUCAUCAGCAGCACAUUCUGAGGCAUAUCAGAAGAAAUCCAGGAGUGUCGCUAUACGUGAAAUGGCAGAACGUCUAGCUCUUAAUAAAAAGAUAGAAGAUACUGCAGAAUUUCACAGAAAGAUAAAUGAGGACACACUGUUACAUGCUCCUGUCUUUAUCAUCAAGCCUCGUUCUCACACCAUCUGGGAGACACAAAACGUGAAAUUGCACUGCACAGUGAGCGGCUGGCCAGAGCCACGGGUCACCUGGUAUAAAAAUAAUGUUCCCAUCAAUGAACAACUUCAUCCUGAGAAAUAUAAAAUUGAAAGUGGAUAUGGCCUUCACUCAUUGGAAAUUUUUAACUGUGAUUUUGAGGAUACAGCUCAGUACCAUGCAUCGGCAAUGAAUGUGAAAGGAGAAAACUCUUCAUAUGCAUCCCUCGUGGUGAAGAGGUAUAAAGGAGAAUUGGAUGUUACGCCUUUGUUUCCUCCGAGUGGUGAACCAUUCAGCUUUUCUGUUACUCCAUACGGCUUUGCUACUAAGUUUGAUAUCCAUUUCGUUGACUCAUUUGGAGUAUCUUUUGGCAAAGAAGGUGAAACAUUGAGUCUAGGUUCCACAGUCAUCGUUCAUCCAACUAUCAAACGCUUCCAGCCAGAAAUACAGUGGUACAGAAAUGGAAUUUUGGUCACGCCAUCAAAAUGGCUGAGCACACACUGGAGUGGAGGACAUGCCAGUCUGACACUGAGGCAUCUCAAUAAGGAAGAUGAAGGGUUGUACACUCUGCGAGUUGUCAUGGGAGAGUAUUAUGACCAAUACAGUGCCUAUGUAUUUGUCCGAGAUGGUGAACCAGAGGUUGAUGGAGCUCCAACUGCUCCUCUGGAUGUGAACUGUCUUGAUGCUAAUAAAGACUAUGUAGUAGUUUCCUGGAAACAGCCAGCCGUUGAUGGUGGUAGUCCAAUUCUGGGAUACUUUAUUGACAGGUGUGAGGUUGGCACAAGUCACUGGACUCAGUGUAACGACACUCCUGUGAAGUUUGCCCGCUUCCCUGUGACUGGUUUGAUUGAAGGAAGAUCAUACAUAUUCCGCGUAAGGGCCGUAAAUAAAACUGGAAUCAGCAGACCUUCCCGUGUUUCAGAGCCAGUGGCAGCGCUAGAUCCAGCAGACAGAGCCAGAUUCAGAAGUCGUCCUUCUGCUCCAUGGACUGGACAAAUCAUUGUAACUGAAGAGGAACCCACAGAGGGAAUAAUUCCUGGACCACCAUCAGAUCUGACUGUGACGGAAGCCACCAAAAACUACGUGGUGCUGAGCUGGAAGCCUCCUGGACUGCGUGGUCACGAAGGUGUCAUGUACUAUGUAGAGAAGUGUGUCACUGGUACAGAGAACUGGCAGAGAGUCAACACAGAAAUACCAGUAAAGUCUCCAAGGUUUGCUCUCUUUGAUCUUGCUGAGGGAAAAUCUUAUAGUUUCAGAGUACGUUCCUGUAACUCUGCUGGAGUGGGGGAACCCUCAGAGGCAACUGAGUCUACAGUAGUGGGUGACAUCCUUGACAUCCCCAACCCACCAAGUCAUAUUGUGCCUACAAGGAACACAGAUACCUCUGUGGUUCUUACAUGGACAGAGUCCAAGGAUGCUAGAGAGUUGGUGGGAUACUACAUUGAGGCCAGCAUUUCAGGAUCUGGCCAGUGGGAACCAUGCAACAACAACCCAGUGAAAGGCAGAAGAUUUAUUUGCCAUGGUCUUCUCACCGAUGAAAACUACAUCUUCCGAGUCCGAGCUGUGAAUGCUGCUGGUCUGAGUGACUACUCUUCUGAUUCUGAGCCAAUAAAAGUGAAAGCUGCCAUUGGGGGAGGAUUGCCGCACGCUACUCCCUCUGCUCCUUAUGACAUCACUGUUCUCGAGAGCGUUCGUGACUCCAUGGUGAUCAGCUGGAAGCAGCCGAAAGUCUCUGGAGGUGUGGACAUUCAAGGCUACUACAUCAACUAUCGGGAAGUUGUGAAUGGUGUCCCAGGAAAGUGGAAGGAGGGCAAUAUCAAAUCCAUAAGUGACAGGGCCUACAGGGUUCUGAAUUUGAAAGAAAACACAAUAUAUCAGUAUCAAGUAGCUGCCUGCAACAUAGCAGGGGUAGGGACGCCAUCCCAACCAAGUAAAGAGUUCAAAUGUGAAGAAUGGACCAUUGCUGUGCCAGGACCACCACAUGAGCUCAACAUCACUGAAGUCAGGGGUAACUCUAUGGUUCUGUUGUGGAAGACUCCAGUUUAUACUGGUCGUAGUCCAGUAACUGGCUUUUAUGUGGAUAUUAAAGAAGCAGAUGCUCAAGAGGAAACCUGGAGAGGCGUGAACGAGAAGCCAACUUCAAACACAUACAUUAAGAUCCAAAAUCUGACUGACGGUGUAAAGUAUAUACUGAGGGUACGAGCUGUGAACCAGGCUGGUGUGGGAAAAUCAUCUGAUACCACAGAUCCAAUCCUCGCACAAACGAAACCAGGUACCAAGGAGGUAUUUGUCGGGGUGGAUGAUAAUGGCAUCAUUUCAUUAAACUUCGAGUGCGAUCAACUUACUCCUGACUCGAAAUUUGUGUGGUCCAAGAAUUAUGAAGCAAUAGGCGAAGAUUCAUCUAGAGUAGAUAUCGAGACCAAAGGUGGCAGGGCAAAGAUUUCAUUCAAAGACCCUUCAGAAGAAGACAUUGGCAUUUAUUCCUGUGUUGUUACUGAGACAGAUGGCAUUUCAUCCAGCUAUACAAUAGAUGAAGCAGAGCUCAAGCGUCUACUGCAGCUCAGCUAUGACAGCAAAUACCCAGUUGUUCCACUUAAAUCUGGCUUGGCUGUAGAGAUCUUAGAAAAGGGACAAGUUCGCUUUUGGAUGCAAGCUGAGAAACUCUCUGGUAGUGCUAAGGUCAACUAUGUGUUCAAUAAUAAGGAGAUUCAACAUGGGGAGAAAUAUAAGAUGAACUUGGACAGUAAGACUGGCAUUAUAGAGAUGAUUAUGGAGAAGCUUGAGGAUGAGGAUGAAGGGACCUUUACCUUCCAGCUGCAAGAUGGAAAAGCAACAAACCAGUCUAGCUUGGUCCUUAUUGGUGAUGUGUUUGAUAAAUUGCAGAAGGAAGCCAGAUUCCAGAGACAUGAAUGGAUCCGGAAACAAGGUCCUCAUUUUGUGGAGUAUCUUGGAUGGGAAGUUACUCCUGAAUGCAAUGUACUGUUGAAGAGUAAGGUUGCUAAUAUGAAGAAUGAUACAAGUAUUACAUGGUAUAAGGAUGAGAUGGAGAUAAUGAUUGAUGAGAAACAUGACUUUAAGGAUGGUGUCUGCACAUUACUCGUUACUGAGGUAACUAGGAAGGACGCUGGCAUAUAUGAAUUAAUCCUGAAAGAUGACAGAGGGAAAGACAAGAGUGUCCUUAAGCUGGUGGAUUCCGCAUUUGAUGAUCUCAUGACCGCUGUCUGCAAAAUGAUUGCUAGUACAGCUACACAAGUCAAGAUCCAGAGCAACGAAGAAGGCAUAAGACUGUACUCAUUUGUAAACUAUUAUGUGGAGGAUCUGAAAGUGAGCUGGGGACACAAUGAAAGUAAGAUAAAGUACACGGACAGAGUGAAGAGCGGAGUCACUGGAGAGAUGAUAUGGCUACAAAUUAAUGAGCCCACACCAAACGACAAGGGCAAAUAUGUGCUGGAAAUGUUUGAAGGUAAAGAGUCUCACACAAAGGAAUUAGAUCUCUCCGGACAAGCUUACGACGAGGCCUUUGCUGAGUUCCAGAGACUGAAGCAAGCUGCAAUAGCAGAAAGGAAUCGCGCCCGAGUAAUAGGAGGUUUGCCAGAUGUUGUUACCAUACAAGAAGGAAAGGCACUUAACCUGACAUGUAACAUCUGGGGUGAUCCAGUUCCUGAGGUCACCUGGGUGAAGAAUGAGAGGGAACUGAGUGGAGAUGACCACUGCAUCCUCAAGUUUGAGUCCGGGAAAUACGCCAGCUUUGUCAUUACUUGCGUCUCCACGUCUGACUCGGGCAAAUACUGCAUACGAGCAAAGAACAAAUAUGGCACUGAAACUAAUGAUUUUACUGUAAGUGUGUUCAAUCCAGAGGAUGCAGAAGCUCCAGGGGAGGAGGCUCAGACUGAUGCAAAGACAAAAUAGAGAAAAAAGGGGAAAAUGAAGGAGGGUAGAAGGAUGUAAAGUGCUACUAGUCUGUGAGUCGUCGCUUCUUAAACCCAUCUUUAGGGCGCCUUCACACGCGGCAGAUUUCUCUACAACAGAAAAUCAGUUCCAUUCAUCUGAAUGGGGUUGUUGUGCUGGCAAGCACAUGGAUUUUUGCAAGC